ACUCGGCCGACCGUUGAGCGGGAAACAUUCAAUCCAAGUGCUCUCCUCUUCUAAGCGUUUCAGUGUUACAGUAGAGUAUACUAGGAAUGUUACUCUAUAGAAAACGGAAGCUAACACAAACUUCUUAUCAGUGCGUCGCCUCUCUGCUGUAGUGAAUAGACGGAAGUUUUUCUUAGUGAAUGGAAUGUGUGAAUGAGCGUUUGCGGAAACAUUUGAGUGAAAUUUGUUGUUUUCGCAGCAUUUAGUGAAUAUCGAAUAGACUUCAAAACAUUAUUUUGAAGCAUUAAUUGGACCUAGUUCUGAACGUUUCAAAUGCGCGACGGUUUGGCCACAGCAAAGUGCUUUUUGAAGAUAAUUACUUAUGCAGAUGUAACAAUCACAACUGACAUCAUUUUGUAGGAGAAGGAGUCGAAAUUCACACCGAAAGUUCAUCGCUAUCACCACAAAUUCCAGCCAUGGGCCCGACGCCACUCUGUCUGCUAGUGGCGAUUACGGCGUUACUCAGCAGCACGUGGCCGGCCGGCUUGGCGACUGCGCAAUCAACAAGCGACGAACCCACUUUUAAAACAACAACGCUCAACGCGGGAACCUCCGAGGACUAUCAAGAGUACGAUGACGAUUCGGCGGCGCCAGCACCACAAGACCUGCCCCCUCCUGGCUUAUCAGUAAUGAGUCACAUUACCCUCGACGAAGACCCAAAGUUCAAGACGAGUGGAGCUGCAGACGAAGCCGCCGCCGCCGUCAGUGCGAGCAACGAAAUUCUGCGCUCGGAGAACUCUGUUAUCAAGGUCAAGGUUGAUCGGCUGAGCGGAUCGUUCAAGAAGAGUGUGGAGAAGAUCAAAACGAAAAACAAACGGGUGGACAUUGUGUUCCUGAUCGACGCUAGCUCGAGCGUGGGCCGGCAGAACUUUGCGAGUGAGAUCAAAUUUGUGAAGAAGCUGCUGUCGGAUUUUAACGUUAGCUACAACUACACAAGGGUUGCGGUGGUUACGUUUAGCUCGCAGAAAAAAAUUUUUCGCCACAUUGACCAAAUCUCGCAAUCGGUUGAGGACAACGACAAGUGCUUGUUGCUCAACUACCAGGUCCCACGGAUCGCCUUUUCCGGCGGAGGAACGUACACGUACGGCGCGCUCAAAGAAGCCGAAGAAAUCUUCAAAAAUGCUCGCCUGGAUAGUAAAAAAAUCAUCUUUCUCAUCACGGAUGGAUUUUCGAACGGGCGCGAUCCGAUUCCGCUGGCGGGCCGCCUCAAAAAGGACAACAACGUUGUGAUUUACUCGAUUGGCAUUCAAAGUGGCAACUACGCCGAGUUGCAUGCCAUUGCCAGUGCCCCCGAGGGUGACCAUUGCUACCUGUUGGACAGUUUUGACCACUUUGAGACGCUGGCGCGGAAAGCCCUGCACAGCGAUUACAAAACGGGUGAGAGCAUCUUUGUCAAUGCAAGCCUGUGCGAUGUGCUGUGCAUGGACGAUCAGGAAUUCUUGGAUGGCGAGUGUUGCGAUCCCAACGCCACGUGCAGCUGUAGCACUACGGGUCACUACUCGUGCAUUUGCAGGUCUGGAUUUUCUGGUUCCGGUCUUCGGGGAGCCUGCCAUCCGUGUCCAAAUGGUACGUUCUGGAACGGUCCAAACCAGUGCACAAAUUGUCCCGAUGCAAACCACAUCACGGUGGACGUUCCGGCGAUGAACUCGAGCGCUUGCAUCUGCAAAACCGGAUACAAGGCCGACGAAAGUGGGCUUUGUGAGGUGAUUACGUGUCCCGAGUUGACUCCCCCGGAGAAUGGUUACUUCGUGAAACAUCCGAGCGGGUGUGGGCAAGUGCUGCACGCGGCAUGUGGGACCAGGUGUCAGUCUGGGUACCAGCUGGUCGGGGACAGCAUCCGUUUGUGCCAGGAAAACGGAGAAUGGUCUGGGAAUGAUCCGAAGUGUGUUUUAAAAACAUGCCCUGCUUUGAAAAUACCUUAUUAUGGACUGGCAGUGUGCAAAAAUCCGGAUCUUAAUUUGUUCUUCGAUUACUCUCCAAGGAACAAGUCAUUUCUGAUGAACUACAGUGUUUCGGUGGAUCGUGCCACUGAACCGAUGCCGAUCGAUACGGACUGCACGUUCAAGUGUGGCCACGGGUUCUACCUGGUGGGAUCGAACAGCAGGAACUGUUUACCACUGUCCAAGUGGGAUGGAUUACAAACCUCGUGCAAACAGAUUCUCUGCUCUCCGCUGCCGAAAAUCCCCUUCAGCCAGUACGAUCCAACGGAUUGUGCGGAGCAAAAGUCCGCCCACGGGUCCAACUGCACCCUGGUUUGCAACUUUGGGUUCGAGUUGAAGGGCGGACCAUCCACUAAAUCCUGUGCAGGCAAACGAAAUGGUGUUUGGACCCAGAAGGCCAAAACUCCGCGCUGCAUAGACGUGACGCCGCCACACCUAAUGUGCCCGAACAAUUAUACGCUACCGAUGCACGACGACUUCAACUACGCGAUCGUGAAACGGUUGAACCGGCCGUACGUAUUCGACAACGGAGGAGACAACUUUACGUUUUGGUCCAAGCCAGCGAUCAAGGAGCAGGGAACCAAGCUGUACGCCGGAACUCAUCUGUUCACGUACGUCGCCGUUGAUUCGUUCAAGAACAAAGCCAAGUGUAACUUCAGUGUUGAGAUAGUCGAUAGUACAGCUCCCGUCAUCGAGAACUGCUACGAUCCUCCGAUAUUCUACCUAACGAAUGCAAGCAACGAUAACGAAACGUUUGUAGAAUGGGACGAGCCAAGCGUUUUCGACAACUCCAACGAAAACGUAACCACGACACGAAGUGUUGACUUCGGAUACCUCGAGGCCGGCAACUACAGCGUCGUCUACCGAGCGUCGGACACUUCAGGUAACGUGGCCGAAUGCACGCUGAACGUCACCGUAAAGGAAUCCAAAUGUGACAACCUUCCGUCCCCACCAAACGGUGAAACGAUCUGCGCGAAAAACGCUUCACACACGUGGUGCGAAGUGACCUGCCACUUUGAGCACAGCUUCCACGAUCGGGACGACAGCUCAGUAACGCUGUUCUGCGAUAACCGUAAACCAUCCUGGAAUACGGGCCUGCAGUCGGUUCCGGAGUGCACGGCGAUCGAACGGCCCGUAGCGGUGGAGGAGGUGUUCACCAUCAAUCUGGGAACGGAAGUUUCUUCGCUGUGCGAGGACGCCGAAGCCAAGGACGAGGUUUCGUCCGUGUUCGAGGCAAACCUAAAGGAGCAGCUGUGCGGCGAUCAAGCGGAUUGCGAGAUAACUACGAGCAUACCGGCGUGCGACAGCGUUGAUGAACCCGACGACAAGACGCGAUAUCAGAUCGUCAAAAGAGAAGCUCCUACGGAAGGGCAAACGAAGGGUAGAAGGCAGAACAACAAGCGGGACGAUCGCGCGUCCAUCAAGAUCAACGUGUACACAAAGCUGUCGAAAAGGCUUGGGAUGUGGAAGCAUGACGGGAAGAAGUCAGACAAUAUUAAGAGAGUUAAAGCGGAACUACAAAACAUCAAUAACAACGAGAAGCUGAGAAAGCGCCUUGGCGAACUCAACAUGGACCUCAGCGUGUUGAAGUUGGACGAAACGAUACGCUGCCCACAUGGUAGUGUGGCCAAAAAGCUGACAUGCGUGCAAUGCCCCCGCGGUACCUACCACAACCACACCACCAACGCGUGCGUCUCCUGUCCGAUGGGGACGUACAACGAGAUAACCGGUCAGUCCGACUGCAUCCACUGUCCGCCGUAUCACUCAACGCGGAAGCCCAACAGUAAGCACUCCACCGAGUGUAAGCCCCAGUGUCCGCCCGGGACGAUCGCCAAGCUGAAGCUAAUGAAGAAGGAACGGGCCCAAAAGUACCACAAAAGUUUGAUGCCCUUCUGCCGCCGGUGCGAACCCGGCGAGUACCAAGGCCUGUACAACCGCAUCAGCUGCGACAAGUGUCCGCCGACGCACAUUUCUCCGCGUGGUUCGACCUCCAUUGCGGACUGCGUCCCGAAGGUUCUUCGGCCGUGUUUAGCGGAUCGGAACGCGUGCGGAUCGCACGGUCAAUGCGUUCCGGAUCCUGUCAGUGACUACCUGUACAGUUGUACCUGUGACGAGGGUUUCGCGGGUUCCCAUUGUGAAAAGCAGUUGGAAAUAUGCGCUUCGGCACCGUGCUACAACGCUGGGACUUGUGUGGCGUUGAGCGCUACCUCGGUUCGGUGUAUUUGCCAGCCUCCUUACGGUGGUUCUUACUGUGAACAAUACCUGGAUCCGUGCAGAUCGGACAUAUGUCUAAACGGAGGAACUUGCGUUGAGUCUGGUGGCUAUGCCGUAUGUGAAUGCCAGGGUCCGUACGAAGGAGAUCGUUGCGAGUUGGUGAAGAACUGUUGCUCUCCGAACCCGUGUGAAAAUGGAGGAAUAUGUUCCGUAGUUGAAGAUGGUUACAGCUGCUCAUGUCCACCCGGCCAGAUGGGCAAGCGUUGCCACUUGAAACCUUGCGAUUACGUACCCUGUCCCGAAGCAGCUAUCUGCGUCAAUGUUCGCCAAGCUAUCACACUCGCCACUCACUUCACAUGUGUUUGUCCCAAAGGGUUAAAGGGUGUCAACUGCACCGAGAUAGACAAUCCCUGCGAUCGGAAUCCUUGCAGGAACAAUGGACGAUGCACGCCGGUAAAGUUACGUGAGAUGAACUCGAGAAUCAGUGCACAUAGCGACUUGGAAGGUGACGAGCUGUACACGAAGGUUCGCUGCGAGUGUGCACCCUACUUCUACGGUGCAUUCUGUGAGACGUUGACAACGCCAGACUUUGUCAUGUCCUUCGAAAAAUCCGGAACCAACGACUACAUCAAGGUAGCAGGACCCAAGCGCAACCUCACGGAGAUCUCACUUUGCACGUGGAUCGAGACAAAAGAUGACUUCAACUACGGGACGGUAGUAUCUUACGCUACUCCCAAGACCGACAACGCCUUCACCUUCACCGAUUACAGCGGAUUUGCUUUGUACGUAUCGGGAGAUCACGUGGUUACGAACGCUUACAUAAACGAUGGAUCGUGGCACUUUGUUUGUCUCACUUGGACCAGCCACAAGGGAGUGUACGAGAUCUACCUGGAUGGCGAGCUGCAUACGACAGGACAUGAUCUGAGCGCCGGUAAGGUCAUUGAAGCCAACGGAUUGUUCGUGAUCGGACAGGAACAGGAUUCUCUAGGAGGAAGCUUCAGCGAAUCGGAAUCAUUCGUGGGGAAGUUGGCGUACUUCGAUCUCUGGAGUCGAUCGCUCGCCGGAUACGAGGUAAAAGAACUGUACUACAGCUGUGAACCCUACCAGGGUGAUCUCAUCCAGUGGACUGACUUGAAGUCGAAGGUUGUGGGAUCGGUGAAGGUGCACAAAUCUGAAUUUUGCCGUGCCUGCGAGAGAAAUUUGACUCUGCAGAACGGAUUCGUGAACUACUACGAAAACCGGGCGUACUUUAGCUGUGACGAGGGUUACAAGCUGCACGGACCGUCUGAAACGGUAUGCUUGCGGACUUCCAAGUGGAGCGAUGCCAACAGCUUUUGCAAGUUAAUCCGAUGUGGUUCACUGAGCUCGAUUCUCAACGGCAAGGUGAUCAUCUCCAAGUCAAGCUACAACGGGGUUGCGAGGUUCGUGUGCGACGACGGUUUCUAUCUAUUGGGAGAUCAAACGACCCGCUGUACGAUACACGGUAAUUGGUCCAGUCCUCCGCCGGAGUGCAUAAGUAUAGUGAAAUGUCCUGCUUUGACGGCAACCGAAGGUUCGAUGCUAAUCUACGCUUCGGAGCGAGGAGUUUUGAAUCAGGUGUACGAGAACUACGCAGUGGGUACGCUGGUCGAGGUCAGGUGUAACGACGGGUAUUAUCUAGACGGCGAGAAUCUACUAACAUGUUUGGAUACUGGAGUCUGGGAUAUACCGAUUCCUGUCUGCAUGUCAACAGAAGUUGUGUCCAGUAGCACUGAGUUGAGUCCGACAAGCGAACGAACUGGCCCAACGAUCAUCAAGAUCAAUCGUCGACCAGACGUCCGCUUUUGGAAGCAACUGAGAGAUUACUUGUUCUACGGUUGUAGUCCAUUAGAUCCGGAUAAAAAAUCACCUAUCUGCCAACCUUCCGACGAUUCGUACAACAUAUUCACUGAUCUAACUGCGUUCAAAGUACCGGUUUCAGAAGACUAUCAGAACAUGGACGCUAAGCUUCUGCAAUACUUGUCGAAAACAACCAAACCAGACGCCAACUUGAACCCACGGAAUCUUCUAGACUACAUCCUGUACGGGACUAUUGAACCUAUCGACAAAGCGCUCCGACUGCCCAAGCAAAUCGAAGAUUCGUAUCGAUUUGUUAUCUGCCUGUUCAUUGACAUAAUAAUGAUGGAUCGCGAAGUGACCUUCGAUGACGAAGUGCUCCUGGACAUCAACUCACGAGAAAACAUCAACGACAAGAUUAAGAACCUGCUCAAACACGUGGUUCAACCAAUCUACGAAGCUCACCUGCGGGACCAAGAAAACACCCGCCAACAAGAACUGGAGAACCAACGGAACGCCCUAAAGAAGAUUCUCGCCCUGGCCGAAGUGGAACGCAUGCUGGUCCAACGAUGUCGCCUGAGUGCCGUUCCGGAUCCGCCCAUCGACAGCCGUAUCAAGUCGGUGGAAAGCACCGCCCUAGAGCUACGACCGCUGGAUCUGCGCAUCGAAAAGUUCCGGAAGCGCGCGGACACGCUGAACGUCGGGGAUCGCGUGUGGUUCGGGUGCAACGCCGGCUUCACGAUGAAGGGCACCGGAUACACGGAGUGUACGCCGGAAGGCCACUGGAGUUACUUUGAUAGCUUCUGCGAAGGAGUUCUGUGCGAUCAGCCUCCGCUGCUGCCGGGCAUGGAAAUUGCGGCCAGCUCGGUGGAUUCGCGGUACUAUUACGACGACGAGAUCGAGUUCCGCUGCUCGGAGGGGUACGUGAUGCAGGGCCAUCCGAUAAUUAAAUGCUCGAUCGCCGGCAAGUGGUCGCCGAUAGUGGCGAGAUGUACGAAAAUUUCUUGCGGUAAACCAAAGAUAAGCUCCGCUGCUAAAAUAAUAUCGGGAAGUUCCUAUCAGUUUAACGAACAGCUGAAAAUUCUCUGCGCGGACAAGCGUACCGUGGAAACAGUUUGUCAAGCGAACGGAAAGUGGAGCCAGUUUGAAGAAUGUUGAAAGCAUGAUCGAUUAGAUCGAUUAUCCAUAAUAUUUGUAGAUUACUUUUUCAAAAUCAACCAAUGCACUAUGGGUUUCCUAUGUACAAAGGACCUUUUAAAGAAGUAAGUGAGGUUUGAUCUAAAUGAUAAAACAAAAAUAACAGCGAAUUUAGGUCAAAUGAAAAUAUAAAUUACAUUUUGUUCAAAUCACACAUUGUGAACA
Messenger RNA from Culex pipiens pallens (northern house mosquito), 7370 nucleotides. RefSeq names its product sushi, von Willebrand factor type A, EGF and pentraxin domain-containing protein 1-like. NCBI's taxonomy places the organism in Eukaryota, Metazoa, Arthropoda, Insecta, Diptera, Culicidae. The transcript is spliced from 9 exons. The coding region runs from base 456 to 7166 and encodes 2236 amino acids. Gene Ontology annotation, molecular function: calcium ion binding. The record is from RefSeq and is a predicted model, not a curated record.